CGGAGAAGUCGCUAUGCAUGAAGAAGCUGAACAAAUAUUGCGCACUGGUGCAGGGGUAUUUGAACUGCUCCAACACUGUCCCUCCGUCAAACGUCGGUGGAAUUUUUCGAUAAGGACUGGUUUCGCAUGACGAAGAAGGGAAGAUCUGAGAUGAAUGGCUGUGGAGCAGUGCGCGGAUACACCAUCCCUGGUUGUUCCUGCUCUGCCAUCCAGAACAUGUCAUUCCGGCUCAGAUACUGCAAGGAUGGUUGGCCACCGGCGAAUCACGUUAACCUCCGAUGGUUACUCGAGGAUACUUUUGGGGGCAUACUCUCAUUCCCUGAGCUACGAGAAUUUUCGUUCGAGCCAGUUACAGCGACCCAGGCCCAGGUUUGAUUGAAGAACUUUACGCCGACCCAGACCGGGACUUCUUGGAAGAUGACUACUCCACAGAAGGAUACGAAAACUCUUCUCGGUCGGAGCCAGAUGAGAACGAUUCUUUGGAGAGGUCUAGAGAAGCGCCACCGCUUUACAGCACCUUAUCCGACAUGUUAGCAGAAUACCUCCGACCGCAUUGGAUGACCCAGGAUAUGAUGCUUUCGCUCUAUGCAAAGCUAGAUCUCGGCUUGGUCAAGCUUCCUAAGUUGGAAAAGCUCGUCUUAACCAACGUGACGCUUGAUGCGAGAUGCCUACUCCUAUGGUUAUGCGAACAAGGACAACUUCCUGUUUCCAGGCUCUCAAUUUGCUUGAAAGGGACUGCCUUUCUGUUUGAUCUCGAUCCAAAGACACUCUUCCAAUGACUCGCUCAGCUGAACGUCAAUUUGUCCUUCGACCCUAAGAGAACAUUCCACUACCCUGUUCUCCCAAGUGCCGUUACAAGCAGUGCUGAGAGACUCCGGAACGCCGUUCAACGUAUUCUAACCACAUGGCCUGUCGGUCUGCUUUGGUCAAACUAUCCUAUCGAAGAGCUUCUUUGGGGAUAUCCUCCACUCCAGAUGCCGGCGCUCUCAGAUUUUGAAAAAUGUCCACGUCGGGCCCAUCGAUAUCAGGCGUCGCCCUAGCGAGUUCAUAUCCAUUCACGAGGAAUUCCAGCUCCGGUGGCCGAAAGUCAAGGAUUUCGCCUACACCAUGCUUGGCGCAGAAGGUUGCAUCUGCAACUGGUGGGUUGACACGAAAGUCCAACCUGAGUCCUUGAUCCUCUUUAGGUACCGUCCGCAUUGGGCUCUCUGGCCGAAUCCAGAUUCCGACCCUUCUGGCAAGGAAUUCGAGCAUGAAAUACCUAGCCAUACUACCGAGCUCGAUCAACAAGUGGCAGAACUUGAAUGGCAAGAACAGCAGCUCUUAUUGCAGUACGAGACGGAGAUGCUUGGCCUUGAAGUUAUGCAACAAUUUCGCCGCAUAGCAGAACUUGAGUGGGAAGAACAACAGCCACUAAUGCAGUACGAGACGGAGUUACUUGGACUUGAUGUUAUGGAACAGUGUUAUCAGAUAUUCAAUUAAAAAUUGUGAUCCCCUAUCGUCGACAGCGUAA
Messenger RNA from Cladophialophora immunda, 1510 nucleotides. RefSeq lists its product as uncharacterized. The transcript has a single exon. The record is from RefSeq and is a predicted model, not a curated record. The coding region runs from base 1108 to 1479 and encodes 123 amino acids. Lineage: Eukaryota; Fungi; Ascomycota; Eurotiomycetes; Chaetothyriales; Herpotrichiellaceae.